CACUCUCUGCGCAUGUGCACACGCUGCGGGGGACGCCCCGGCUGCCACCGCCCCCCGCCGCAGCUCUAUGGUCUCUCCCUAGAGCUUUGCCGUUGCGGGCAGCUGCUGCGGCCCUGUCCGCCCCGCGCGGCAGCGACAUGGAGGAAUUCGACUCCGAAGACUUCUCCACCUCGGAGGAGGACGAGGACUACGUGCCGUCGGGUGGAGAGUAUAGUGAAGAUGAUGUAAAUGAAUUAGUGAAGGAAGAUGAAGUGGAUGGUGAAGAGCAGACACAGAAAACCAAAGGGAAAAAAAGAAAGGCUCAGAGCAUUCCGGCCAGGAAGAGAAAACAAGGUGGCCUCUCAUUAGAAGAAGAGGACGAGGAGGAUACCAACGAGGAAUCUGAUGGAAUUAGUAGUGAGGAGGAAGACGCAGCUGCAGAGCAGGAAAAAGACAUUGAGUCAGAGGAUGCAAGGAAAAAGAAGGAAGAUGAACUAUGGGCCAGCUUCCUCAAUGAUGUAGGACCAAAAUCAAAAGUGUCUCCGAGUAUACAAGUUAAAAGAGGAGAGGAGACUGAAGAGACAAGUUCAAGUAAAUUGUUGGCCAAAGCAGAAGAGCUAGAGAAAUCUAAAGAAAAAGAAAAAGUUAAAAUCACCAAGGUGUUUGAUUUUGCCGGUGAAGAAGUCAGGGUGACUAAGGAAGUGGAUGCUACAUCUAAAGAAGCCAAAUCCUUCUUCAAGCAAAAUGAGAAAGAAAAACCCCAGGCUAACGUCCCUUCAGCUCCCCCGUCACUUCCUGCUGGGUCAGGGUUAAAAAGAUCAAGUGGCAUGAGUAGCCUUUUGGGGAAAAUUGGAGCCAAGAAGCAGAAGAUGAGCACCCUAGAGAAGUCCAAGCUGGACUGGGAGAGCUUCAAGGAGGAAGAGGGCAUUGGCGAAGAACUAGCCCUCCACAAUCGAGGGAAGGAAGGGUACAUUGAACGGAAAGCAUUUCUAGACCGAGUAGAUCACAGGCAGUUUGAAAUCGAGCGAGAUCUCAGGCUGAGCAAAAUGAAACCCUGAUGUAUUGAGGAACCUGCAGCAGCUUAAUCCUGUUUACAACGUGAGCUUUUUGUGCGUCUGUGAAAUGUUUGCUGUAUUUCUCAUCGACUGUUUCCCAGCAAGGUCUUUUUUUCUACAUUGAAUUUCUGUCUUUGUAUCUUGAUCUCAUUUUACUUUUAAUAGUUUAUCCUUUAAAAAAUAAAAAUAAAAAAGUACAAGUUGGUCCUGUGAGAGGCUGAAGAUGACA
Hippopotamus amphibius kiboko is the source of this 1263-nucleotide messenger RNA. RefSeq names its product craniofacial development protein 1 (gene CFDP1). The record is from RefSeq and is a predicted model, not a curated record. The transcript is spliced from 7 exons. The coding region runs from base 138 to 1037 and encodes 299 amino acids. NCBI's taxonomy places the organism in Eukaryota, Metazoa, Chordata, Mammalia, Artiodactyla, Hippopotamidae.